GCUCGUGGUGGGGGCGCCCACUGCCACCUGGCUCGCCAACGCGUCGGUGGUCCAUCCCGGGGCGAUUUACAGAUGCAGGAUCGGAAAGAAUCCCAGCCGGACGUGCGAACAGCUCCAGCUGGGUAGCCCUGGUGGAGAACCCUGUGGAAAGACAUGUUUGGAAGAAAGAGACAAUCAAUGGUUGGGGGUCACACUUUCCAGACAGCCAGGAGAAAAUGGAUCCAUCGUGACUUGUGGGCACAGAUGGAAAAAUAUAUUUUACAUAAAGAACGAAAAUAAGCUCCCUGCUGGUGUUUGCUAUGGGAUACCUUCUGACUUACGGACGGAACUCAGUAAAAGAAUGGCUCCCUGUUACCAAGAUUAUGUGAAAAAAUUUGGAGAAAACUUUGCAUCAUGUCAAGCUGGAAUAUCUAGUUUCUUCACAGAGGAUUUAAUUGUGAUGGGAGCUCCAGGAUCAUCUUAUUGGACCGGCUCUCUUUUUGUCUACAAUAUAACUGCAAAUAAAUACAAAGCCUUUUUAGACAAACACAAUCAAGUCAAAUUUGGAAGUUAUUUAGGGUACUCAGUAGGAGCAGGGCAUUUUCGAAGUCAGCACAGUACGGAAGUAGUUGGAGGAGCCCCUCAGCACGAACAGAUUGGUAAAGCCUAUAUAUUCAGCAUUGAUGCAAAAGAACUAAAUAUCUUACAUGAAAUGAAAGGUAAAAAGCUGGGCUCCUAUUUUGGAGCUUCUGUCUGUGCUGUGGACCUCAACGCAGAUGGCUUCUCAGACCUGCUGGUGGGAGCACCCAUGCACAGCACCAUCAGGGAGGAGGGCCGAGUGUUCGUGUUCAUCAACUCUGGCUCGGGAGCAGUAAUGAAUGAAAUGGAAGCAGCGCUCAUUGGAAGUGACAAAUACGCUGCAAGAUUUGGGGAAUCUAUAGUUAAUCUUGGUGACAUUGACAAUGAUGGCUUUGAAGAUGUUGCUAUUGGAGCUCCACAAGAAGACGACCUGCGAGGUGCCAUUUACAUUUAUAAUGGUCGAGUAGAUGGCAUCUCAUCAACUUUCUCCCAGAGAAUUAGAGGACUUCAAAUUAGUGAAUCAUUAAGUAUGUUCGGACAGUCUAUCUCAGGACAAAUUGAUGCAGAUAAUAAUGGCUAUAUAGAUGUAGCAGUCGGCGCUUUUCGGUCUGAUUCUGCUGUGUUGCUAAGGACAAGACCAGUAGUAAUUGUUGAGGCAUCAUUAAGCAACCCUGAGUCAGUAAAUAGAACGAAAUUUGACUGCGUGGAGAAUGGAUUGCCCUCUGUGUGCAUGGAUCUAACACUUUGUUUCUCAUAUAAAGGCAAAGAGGUCCCUGGUUAUAUUGUUUUGCUUUAUAACAUGAGUUUGGAUGUGAACAGGAAGACAGAGUCUCCAUCAAGGUUUUACUUUUCCUCAAAUGGGACUUCUGAUGUAACCACAGGAAGUAUAGAAGUGUGGAGUGGAAGAGUCAACUGUAGGACACAUCGAGCAUUUAUGAGGAAAGAUGUGCGGGACAUCCUCACCCCAAUCCAGAUUGAGGCUGCUUACCACCUUGGGCACCAUGUUAUCAGGAAGAGAAGCACAGAGGAAUUCCCGCCCCUGCAGCCAAUCCUUCAGCAGAAGAAAGAAAAAAACAUGAUUAAAAAAAUGAUAAAUUUUGCAAGGUUUUGUGCCCAUGAAAAUUGUUCUGCUGAUUUACAGGUUUCUGCAAAAAUUGGAUUUUUCAAGCCAUAUGAAAAUAAAACCUAUCUUGCGGUGGGGAGCAUGAAGACACUGAUGUUGAAUGUGUCCUUGUUUAAUGCUGGGGAUGAUGCCUAUGAGACAGCUCUGCACGUCAGACUCCCCGCGGGUCUUUACUUCAUUAAGAUUUUAGACCUGGAAGAGAAACAAAUAAACUGUGAAGUAACAGACAACGCUGGCACAGUCAAACUCGACUGCAUCCUUGGUUAUAUUUAUGUAGAUCAUCUCUCCAGGGUAGAUGUCAGCUUUCUCUUGGAUGUGAGCUCAUUCCGCAGAGCAGAAGAGGACCUCAACAUCACAGUUUUUGCCUCCUGUGAAAAUGAAGGAGAAAUGGACAAGCUAACAGACAACAAAGUGACCUUAGCAGUACCUCUAAGAUAUGAGGUUAUGCUAGCUGUUCAUGGGUUUGUGAAUCCAACUUCAUUCAUGUAUGGAUCCAGCGAGGACAGUGAACCCGAAACAUGCAUGACCGAGAAAAUGAACUUCACUUUUCAUGUUAUGAACACGGGCAUUAGCAUGGCUCCAAAUGUUAGCGUGGAAAUCAUGAUACCAAAUUCUUUUGUUCCCCAAACUGAUAAACUGUUCAACAUUUUGGAUGUCCAGACCACUAAUGGACAAUGCCAGUUUGAAAAUUAUCAAAGGGAAUGUGCAUCAGGGCAGCAAAGGGACGCCACGGAGACCUUAUGGGGCAUCCUCAGAUUCUUGUCAAAGACCGAUAAGAGGGUAUUGUACUGCAUGAAAGCUGACCCGUACUGUUUACGUUUCCUAUGCAAUUUUGGGAAAAUGGAAAGUGGAAAAGAAGCCAAUGUUUACAUUCAGUUAGAGGGCCGGCCCUCCAUUUUGGAAAUGGAUGACACCUCGGCACUCAAGUUUGAAAUAAAAGCCACAGCUUUUCCAGAGCCACAUCCCAAAGUUAUCGAACUGAACAAGGAUGAGAACGUAGCACAUGUCCUACUGGAAGGUUUACACCAUCAAAAACCCAAGCGCCAUUUUACCAUAGUGAUUAUUUCAAGUAGCUUGCUUCUUGGACUUGCUGUACUAUUUUUGAUUUCAUGUGUUAUGUGGAAGGCUGGCUUCUUCAAAAGACAGUACAAAUCUAUCAUACAAGAAGAAAACAGAGAUAGUUGGAGUUAUGUCAACAGCAAAAGCAACGAGGAUGAGUAAAGACUUCUUCCAAAGUCAGAGAGCUGAGAAGACUCAGGUUAGACUAAAAGCAUUGUUUACAGGAAAACCAACUUUUCUCCGACUUUUUUGUGUGGAUUUCUUUAACUUACAACAUGUUAUGUGUUCCUGAGGUAAAAGUUCAAGCCAUCACUGUUCUUCCAAAGAAAAUAACUGCAAAGCUGUACUACUUACCAUAGCCAAAGAUGAACUUGCAAGUAUUAAAUGGGUAAAAGAACACUACAGCCUUCGACUUCUUCAAGAAAAAUAAACCCUGAAAACUAUUUUAAAGUAUAUUGGAAUUAAAGCAUACUGGACCAGGACAAAUAAGCACUGAUUCAUUUCACAUAUGUCUUUGAGCUUGUUUGUAAAAUGUUCUUUAAAAUCAUUUCGUGGAAUUUUCUUGAAAGACUUUUAUUUGUAAUGCAUUUUCUUUAUUCCAGCAACUGUUUUAUUCAAUAGACUAUGAAUAAUAUAGGCCUGAUGUACAAGUUUCAUGCUGAAUACACUGGUUUGAAUUUAACAGGAAGACUUCUGGAUAACUACAGAGCUACGUACUUUUUUCUAUAUAUCCAUACAUUUUUUAAAAAGAAUAUAUACGUCUAUAUACAUAUAUAGGUAUAAAUCCAAUAGUCUCCUACAAUACACAUAUAUCAAGAGUACCUAGGAGUGAAUUAAAAGAAAAACACCCUGAAUUUUUUUGUUUAUAAAAAAUUCUUAAGUGUUCUAAUUUCUAUUCUACAGCAACAGAUUAUAAAUGUUGCCACUUCAACUAAUAUACAUUGAUAUAUUUAAGAAAUAUGAAAACUAGGCCUCACUAGUGAUUUUAAAAAGCUAUGCAGAGAAUGACUCAGAGGCCAGUAUUUCAGACUUACUGGGUACUGUAGAGUAAAAUAACAUCCUAAAUUAAGCAAAUAAGUGUUUUAAUCAGGCCUACAAAUGCAUUCUCCAUAGAAAUGGAGAGACACAUUUCACAGACAACUGAAAAAUAUACAUUUGAACUAUUAACAUAAAAGUGACAUCAAAAUUUCUAAAAGAUGUUUGGAUGGGUAGAUAAACUUUUUAAGUUAAUAUUACAGAAGGUUAUAUUUUAGAUAAAACAGCUUCUUGCUGAAUUUUAAAUAAUUUAUCUUUAAAGGCAUUUUCAAAUGCAGUCAUUUUGUAGUAUUUAUUUCAUGUAGAUCUCUUUGUAUGGGUAAGAAAACUGUGGCCAAAUUUUUGAACAUCUGUUAGAGGAAGUGAUCAAAUAAGAGAAAAGUCUCUACUGUUACAGAAAAUAUUGCUUUACGUGAAGUCUCUGCUGCCAGCUGUCUCCUUCCUCGGGUUUCCUGACUUGUGAAAGUUAGCCAUUCCUAAGUCUCUGCUCUGUGACCGGUGGCUGGAGAAUGACGAAUGUACAGAGAUUUUGUGAAGGCAUCUGAGCAAUAAAACUUAAGCACAAAGCCUCUUAACUCAAGAGUAUACAUGGUAAACUUAGUUUUGCUUGUACAUAUUUUAAAUAAUGCAUUUGUGCAAAAGAUAUAUUUUUAUGCUUUUAUUAUUAAAUAUUAGUUCUUUUAGAAUAUCUAGGCUCAUGUGUCAAAAUGAAGCACAGAUUUAGAAAAGUAUUCUUUCAAAGGAAACUAAAAUUUAGUACAUGCUGAAAGCCAAGUGCCAGACCCGUACCUUUCUAGUACAAGGAGGGCAGAGUUACCCAGUGGGCUAGCUUUCAUGCAGUUAGGUACCUGACAUGGUUCUAAAGAAAACCUGUUAUACACUUUGUGAUGAGUUUUAAACCCUAUUUUACAUCCUUUUUUUAGAAGGUUGUCUAUGUAUUACAAAGACUUUUGUAAAAAAAGAGUUCUGUUUUUGGUUAUAUCACUGACUACUUGUAUGAUUUUGAAAUUUAACUCCUUUGGAUUAGUUUCCGUUCAGUGUGGUCCUAAGAGAGCUGCUUAUACCAGGCUAUAGGAAAUGUGAUAUCAGACUGGAUGGGCUUAAAUCCUGGAAAAUAAAAACUCAAAUGAUUUUGCUUUA
This is a messenger RNA of Chinchilla lanigera (long-tailed chinchilla), 4915 nucleotides long. RefSeq names its product integrin, alpha 4 (antigen CD49D, alpha 4 subunit of VLA-4 receptor) (gene Itga4). NCBI's taxonomy places the organism in Eukaryota, Metazoa, Chordata, Mammalia, Rodentia, Chinchillidae. Gene Ontology annotation, molecular function: integrin binding. Gene Ontology annotation, biological process: cell-cell adhesion; cell-matrix adhesion; integrin-mediated signaling pathway. The record is from RefSeq and is a predicted model, not a curated record. Gene Ontology annotation, cellular component: integrin complex; external side of plasma membrane.